UCCUAUGGAGCAACUCUGCCAACAGGGCAACAGCUUGGAUUUGCCAUUUUAGGAAUGGAAGGGGGCGGAGACCCUUUGGGGCUUUUUGUGCCGAGUGGGCCGGCCAGCAGAGCUCAUACUCAAGAGACGGCCAGAACUGGGGUGGAGGAAAGCUCAGGCCAUCGCUGGGCGCUUGGGUGGCGGGCAGAAACCAGACUGGCAGUGCCUACACGUGCGCGUUCUCCAAGUCCGCCCGAAGGUACAGAAACUCGCUGCGGAGGUGGAGGGCAGGCAGGCGAAGCCCAGAGCGGUGCGUUCCGUCCCGCUCGCCCGCCGGCCGGCCAGCCAGCCGCAGCACCAGCUGCACUGACCAGGAGCAGAGCAGGAGAGCGCCGAGCAGCGCGCGAGAUUUUAUCCUGAUGGCUGACUCAAAACCACUCCCCGCCCUGAAUGGGAACUCCAUGGCUGCUGAAGCCUUGCUCCAGGAGGUGUUUGGGAUUGUCGUGGAUGAGGCCAUUCGGAAAGGGACCUGUGCCUCUGAGAAGGUCUGCGAGUGGAAGGAGCCGGAGGAGCUGAAGCAGCUACUGGAUUUGGAGCUGCGGAGCCAGGGGGAGUCGCAGGAGCAGAUCCUGGAACGGUGCCGGGCUGUGAUCCGAUAUAGUGUCAAGACCGGUCACCCCCGGUUCUUCAACCAGCUCUUCUCGGGCCUGGAUGCCCACGCUCUGGCCGGGCGCAUCAUCACCGAGACCCUCAACACCAGCCAGUACACGUACGAAAUCGCCCCUGUGUUUGUACUCAUGGAAGAGGAGGUGCUGAAGAAACUCCGGGCCCUGGUGGGCUGGAGUUCUGGGGAUGGGGUCUUCUGCCCAGGUGGCUCCAUCUCCAACAUGUAUGCUAUAAACCUGGCCCGCUAUCAGCGCUUCCCAGACUGCAAGCAGCGGGGCCUCCGCGCACUGCCACCCCUGGCCCUCUUCACAUCAAAGGAGUGUCACUACUCCAUCAAAAAGGGAGCUGCCUUUCUGGGACUUGGCACUGACAGUGUCCGAGUGGUCAAGGCUGAUGAGAGAGGGAGAAUGGUCCCUGAGGAUCUGGAGCAGCAGAUCAUUAUGGCCGAGGCUGAGGGCGCUGUGCCAUUCCUGGUCAGUGCCACCGCUGGCACCACCGUGCUGGGGGCCUUUGACCCACUGGAGGCAAUUGCCAACGUGUGCCAACGUCACGGGCUAUGGCUGCAUGUGGAUGCUGCCUGGGGUGGGAGCGUCCUGCUGUCACAGACACACAGGCAUCUCCUGGAUGGGAUCCAGAGGGCUGACUCUGUGGCCUGGAAUCCCCACAAGCUCCUUGCAGCAGGCCUGCAGUGUUGUGCGCUGCUUCUCCGGGACACCUCGAACCUGCUCAAGCGCUGCCACGGGGCCCAGGCCAGCUACCUUUUCCAGCAGGACAAGUUCUACGAUGUGGCUCUGGACACGGGAGACAAGGUGGUGCAGUGUGGCCGCCGCGUGGACUGUCUGAAGCUGUGGGUCAUGUGGAAGGCGCAGGGCGGGCAAGGGCUGGAGCAGCGCGUGGACCGGACCUUUGCCCUUGCCCGGUACUUGGUGGAGGAAAUGAAGAAGCGGGAAGGGUUCGAGCUGGUCUUGGAGCCCGAGUUUGUCAACGUGUGUUUCUGGUUUGUACCCCCCAGCCUGCGGGGGCAGCGGGGGAGUCCAGAUUACGAGGAACGGCUGUCUAAGGUGGCCCCUGUGCUGAAGGAGCGCAUGGUGAAGGAGGGCUCCAUGAUGAUUGGCUACCAGCCCCAUGGGACCCAGGGCAACUUCUUCCGCAUGGUCGUGGCCAACCCUUCCCUGACCCUUGCUGACAUGGACUUCCUCCUGGACGAGCUGGAGCGGCUCGGCCAGGACCUGUGAGCUUCUGCUCCUCGUCGCCAGCCUUGACACUGAGUCUCUGCUCCUCCCUGUGCUCUCAACACAACCCUUCUAGGAAACAAAGUGCUCUUCACCGUGUCUGUAUGCUUUGACCCACUAACUCUCCUAACUAAUUAUUUGCGAAUCUUUAAGUAUAUCCAUAUGAUAGAAUGUUAUUCUGCCAUUGAAAUUAUGUUUAUAAAGAGAAUUUUUAGUGGUAUGAGAAAAAUAACUUUACUACAAUCGUAUGUUUAAAAGGCUGGAUAUAAGACUUUUUAUAUAAUACCAUCUGAGCUAUGUUUAAAAAUACAUAGGAAAAGACUGAUAAAAUGAAAUAUGCCAAAAUGUUAAUAGUUUUCCCUGGGAUAGAAUAAUAGGCAGUUUUUGAAUAGACUCCUUUAUACCUUUUGUGCUCCUUCCCUUUUGUUAUGUAGUGAAUACGCAUUCCUUCUGUAAUAGGAAAAUAAUAAAGUUAAAACUUCAAAUAUAUUAUUUUGAUAUGUUUUGAAGUGUAUUACCUUUCAACGAAAUAAUGGAGAACUUUAUUUCUUUUUUUAAAAAAAGCAAGUAUAAGAGAAGCUAAAUAUAGGAAUAAUUUUUCCCCCCACAGUCUUUAGUGGGAAAGAAAGGACUAAAAGUAGAGUCACUCUAAAAUCAAUUGUACUUUGGUGACAUUGAAACAAAGUGGUCACUGAUUAUAUCUUGUGACCAGAGCCUUAUCCACUUAUCACUCUGGAAAAAUCUUCACACACAGACAAAAGGUUUUUCUUCUGUAAUUUAAAGAACAGAAAAGCCAAAAAAUAAAUAAAUAAAUAAACAAUAACAGCAGCAACAACAAACCAGCAAGCAAACCACUGUUAUGUCCCCUGGUAUUGCUGCUGUCUUACAAAAAAACAUCUAUUUAACAUUUAAGAUCCUGGCUGGUGGUGUUUCUCAGUCACUUUCUGGGAAAGAGGCAUUUGGCUACACAAGUUAUUAAGAACAAGUGGCAAGUCUACCAGAACUUUCUGUUAUUUCCAAUUCCUAAAAAUACCAUUUAUGAAAACAGCAACGUGGUCAUGUAGAAACCAUCCAAAGUUAUUUGAAGAGGCCAAUACAGACUGUACAAACCAUAGUAAAAGAACAUCCAAAUCGCAGACUCAAUUCUCUUGACCAUUUGAGACCAAAAUAAGCCUUUCCAUUCAUCCAUAAAUUACUAGUAAUUCCCCUAUAAACUUGUUAUUCUUGUUAUAAAUGGUAUUUUAAUUUCUUCCAAAUAAAAAAAAUUGUUUUGAGAAUAUCACUGUGAACUCUAAACCCUCAUCUUAAAGGAUUCUGUAUAUAUCUUCAAAACGUUUCUAAUAUAGUAAAAAAGAAAAAAAAUCCCUAUUUUCAACUCAAAUCCAGAAAGCAAAAACAAAAAUCUCCCAAUUCCUUGAAUCAUAUCCAUUUAAGAAAUACUUUUAAGACAAGGCCAAAAGAACAGGACAUAAAAUCAGUUAAUCACCUGUUUUUUUUCUUUUUUCCAAAUUUAUAAAACUGAUGUUGCUUUUCCUCCUUUCCCAAAAUUCAACCUCAAAAUCUCUGGAUUCACUAAGUCUCUCUCUUUCCCUCUCCUGGCUUCCUCUCUCCUGUCAACACUCGCUGGGCUCCUACUAUGUAUAAUUCUGUCCCCUGUCCUCAAAGAGUUUAAGAUUUCAUCUCAGUCAUCCCUCAACUGAGACCUGCCACUCCAGGGUGUCUGCCCCUGAUGUCCCCUUUUGCUCAAUGUUCAUCCAUCUACAUGGCUAGCUCCCUUUUUUUUUCCUUUAGGUAUUUGUUCAGAUGUCACCUCCUCAGUGAAGCCUUCCUUGACUAUUUAAAACUACGUUUUCACCUCCUAUUUCUCUACUUCUUAUUCCCUUAUCAGCCCUGUUUUUCUCCAUAGCAUAUAUAGGCACUUGGCAUACUACAUAUUUUAGUUAUUUUUCUAUUUUCUGUCUUACCCAACUAGAAUGUAAGCUCUGAGAGCAGAGAUUUUGUAUUACUACCUCCUAAAAUAGUGUCUGCUACUUAUUAGGUGGGAACUAUUGUUGAGUGAAUGAUUAACGAGCUCCAGGAACUAGUUGUCUUGCUCUCAGUCACACAACUUUUAGGCAGUAGAGCCAGAAACGAAACUCAGACCAUGUUUCUGGCUUUUAACCAUGGAGCUAACCGGCUUCUGUUGGCAGGUGUAUCUAAUUCACAGGUGUGGGAGUUAGGGCUGUUUUAUUAACCGUAUGCUGUGGAUCUACUGCUUGCAGGAAGGAUGAGGCCAUUCCCAGGUUUAGUCACCUAUCUUACCUCUGGCCUGGGGAAAUCACAUUUCCAUCAAAUGGGAGAACAAAAACAUUGGGAACACCUGGAUAGGUGGCAAUGUUGGAAAGGGUGUUUUGGUUUUAAGCACAAAGAAGGCCAGCUGUGGUGGCUCACACCUAUAGUCCUAGCACUUUGGAAGGCUGAGGCAGAAGGAUUGCUUGAGCCUGG
This is a messenger RNA of Microcebus murinus (gray mouse lemur), 4361 nucleotides long. RefSeq names its product cysteine sulfinic acid decarboxylase (gene CSAD). Lineage: Eukaryota; Metazoa; Chordata; Mammalia; Primates; Cheirogaleidae. The record is from RefSeq and is a predicted model, not a curated record. Gene Ontology annotation, molecular function: sulfinoalanine decarboxylase activity; pyridoxal phosphate binding. Gene Ontology annotation, biological process: taurine biosynthetic process; carboxylic acid metabolic process. Gene Ontology annotation, cellular component: cytoplasm.